This is a messenger RNA of Cydia pomonella (codling moth), 1106 nucleotides long. RefSeq lists its product as uncharacterized. The transcript is spliced from 4 exons. Lineage: Eukaryota; Metazoa; Arthropoda; Insecta; Lepidoptera; Tortricidae. The record is from RefSeq and is a predicted model, not a curated record. Bases 294 to 914 code for a protein of 206 amino acids.
CUGAGAUAGAAGCCUUGAGCGUAUGCCAUAAAUUCUAUUUUUUUUUUGCUGGUAUGCUAUCUUAUUGGGAUCUUUGAAAUUGAAUUGUUAAAAGGUGCCUAAUGCCUAAGUAUAAGCUUCCUAAAAGCUAUAUGACGAAAAUCUAAAUAAAAUUGACCCAAAUCGUUACAACAGGAAAACUCUUUUUCAACCCAUAUAUGCAAUUUAUCUACCAGUGACCGCUACACCUUAAAAGAACACGCGUAACGUCGUAUAAAAACGUCAGCAAAACACUUCCUAAACAUUAACUCACAAUGUAUCUAAUAUACUUCAUUUUGCCCGCUUUAGCUAAAGCGAUUUACGUCAUCACCGUUUACGGAGACGUGUAUAAAGACACGGACUUUUUCACGCGAACGUAUCCAUGGAUCGUGGACAACAUCGGCGGGGACAUCUCCGUAGACUACCACCUGCUGGGGAGCGGCAGGUACUCGGUGCCGCAGAUGUGCGCGCUGGGACAGCUCAGGUCCAAUACCUAUCUGCAGGCGGAAUUUUUGAAAUGCGAGGCUAAAGGUACGAAAAGCGAGAUCUGCCUCUGCAGAAGCGGCAUCGACCCUCAAAAGUUCAGGCAAUGCGUUCUGGAGCGAGGCAACAUGGCGGGCUUGGCUGCCUUCAAGCAUUCCCAGCUCGACUUAGACACGACACCGAUUAUCGAGCUAGGACCCAGAAUCACCGUGUCUCAGGUGCCCGACGAACAUUACCUAAAGAAAAUAUGCACCAUAUUCGGCGACGACAAACCCAGAGGAUGCGUAAAACCAUUCGGGUGCGACAACAGUACGCAAUUUUUGGAGACAAGAGCACUUGCUUACUUCGAUUGUAACAAAAUGGAUGAGUACAUUUGUACCUUGAACAACGUCGCUGUUCCUAUUUGUAACUAGAUGGCGCUACCAACCUCGGCAUUAAGUUUGCGUUGAAGAAGAUGAAAGUUUUGUAAACUAUGUAGUAGAUAGUUCGGAUCAGGUAAACUUAUUAUUUUCAACAAUCGUAUAAGUUACAACAUUUAUUUUGUGUAAGAGUAUUAAAAAUGGCUUUGCUUUUUAUUUAUUCCUUUAAGGCACCGCGCACACGUA